Messenger RNA from Cotesia congregata, 2196 nucleotides. The record is from the annotation of a GenBank genome assembly. NCBI's taxonomy places the organism in Eukaryota, Metazoa, Arthropoda, Insecta, Hymenoptera, Braconidae.
AUGUUUAACUUGAUUAAGUACUUAUUAAUUAUAACUAUUUUUAACUACAUAAAUGCGGCAAUAGUAAUUGAUAUAUUCAGCGAUAAGACCCAUGAUAAACAUGAACUUCCGAAUCAUAUUAAUGCUUCAAAAAAUAAAUGGACUAAUGAGACUGUUUCUUUAUAUAAAUUUUUAAAUGCGGAAUACUAUGGGAUUAUUAGUAUUGGAAAACCAGCUCAAACAUUCAAAGUCAUUUUUGAUACAACAUGGUCUGAUUCCUGGGUACCAUCUCAACACUGUGGACUUUUUGAAAUUGCUUGCAUGAUUCAUAAUCGAUACGACAGCUCCAAAUCAUCAACGUUUAAAGAAAAUGGAACUGAGUGCGUUAUUGAAAGCAAAGCUGAAAGCUUGAAAGGCAUAGUUUCGAUUGAUGAUUUUCAUCUUUCGCAUGUCAAAGUUGUUGGCCAGUCAUUUAUCGAGAUGACUCAUAUGUCUAGAAUUCCAUUUCUGAUGACAAAAGCUGAUGGAAUUAUCGGUCUUGGAUUUUCUUCGUUGAAUGAGUGCAGCCAAAAACCAUUUUUUUACAACAUGCUAGGACAAAAGAUUGUUAAAAAACCAGUUUUUACAUUUUAUAUGAAUCGCGAUGCAACUACUGAUAGAGCAGGCAGUUUGAUUCUUGGUGAAAUGGAAAGAGAUAAAGUUAAUGGAAGCUUAACAUGGUUACCUGUAAUUACUAAAAAAUAUUGGAUGAUUAAAAUUGACCGACUUGUUAUUGAUAACUCAAACAAAACUUUUCCAUUUUGUACUUCAUCAUGCAAAGCUAUAUUUGAUACCAGCGUUAACACAAUAUCUGGACCACCUGCUGAUAUAAUGAAAAUAAAUAAUUUAUUGGGUGCAAAAGAAAUUAUGAAAGUUUGGCCUUACAGAUACAUGGUUGACUGUCGAUCAUUUGCUAAAUUACCACACGUUUCAUUUAUUCUAGCUGAAACUGAAUUUAGAAUCGACUCAAAGUAUUAUAUUCAGCACUUGGUUUAUUAUGGAAUGCAGUUAUGUUUAUCACCAUUUAUACCGGACACUAGUGGAUUGGGUUAUUGGGAAAUUGGAGGUGCAUUUUUAAUGCAAUUUUAUGCUGAAUUUCAUUUAAAUGGAACCAUUGCUCUUGUGGGAACAGAGGUUCAUCAAGUACGUCUAAGAUAUGCCAGUAACUUUUAUGAUGGAAGUCCAGAGCCACUGUCCAACUACAUGGACGCUCAAUACUAUGGAGAAAUCACGAUCGGCAAGCCACCACAAAAAUUCAACGUUGUUUUUGAUACUGGAUCAUCAAAUCUAUGGAUUCCAUCAAAGAAAUGUCAUUUCACCAACAUAGCUUGUUUGUUACACAAUAAAUACGAUAGCAAGAAAUCACAAACUUACAAACAAAAUGGUACUGAAUUCGCUAUCAGAUAUGGAUCAGGUAGUCUCUCUGGAUUCUUAUCAACAGACGUUGUCACUUUGGCUGGAAUAGAUAUUAAAGAUCAAACAUUUGCUGAAGCAAUGAGUGAACCGGGACUGGCUUUUGUCGCUGCUAAAUUCGAUGGUAUUUUAGGUAUGGCUUAUGAACGAAUAGCUGUCGAUGGUGUUAAGCCUCCUUUCAAUAACAUGUUUGAUCAAGGAUUAAUAUCUAAGAAGAUUUUCAGCUUCUACUUGAAUAGAGAUCCACAGGCAAACCUUGGAGGUGAGAUGAUUCUUGGUGGAUCUGACCCUGAUCAUUAUGAGGGUGACUUUACAUAUGUACCAGUUGAUCGUCAAGCUUAUUGGCAAUUUAAAAUGGACAAAAUACAAAUUGGAGACCAAGUUGUUUGUGAAAACGGUUGUCAAGCUAUUGCAGACACUGGUACCUCUUUGAUUGCUGGUCCAGUAAAGGAAAUUGAAGCAAUUAACAAAGCACUCGGUAGUUUACCUCUUCCUGGUGGUGAAGCUGUGAUUAAUUGCAGUUUGAUUCCCUCACUACCUAAAAUUGAUUUCGUUUUUGGCGGUCGGAAAUUCUCUUUGUCUGGUGAAGAUUACACACUCAAGGUAAGUCAAUUUGGUAAAACAAUCUGCAUCAGUGGAUUUAUGGGUAUCGAUAUUCCACCACCAAAUGGACCUUUGUGGAUUCUUGGAGAUGUUUUCAUCGGUCGAUUUUACACUGAAUUUGAUAUGGAGAACAACCGUGUCGGGUUUGCUGUUGCUAAAUGA